CUUCCCCGCCCCGCGCCCGGCCCGGGCCCGGGCCCCCGCCUCCCCUGCAGGCAGACUUGCCUGCUCCCAGGCCGGCCCCGCGCCCGGGACAGGGACCGGGCGGAGCGGAGCCGCUGCGCCAGCGCUGCGCCGCCAGUCGCUGCGACUAGCGGAUCGGUGCUGUGUGCGGAACUGCCCUGCCCCGCCCCGCUCCACCCGCCAGGGUGGCCCGAGGCAGCCGGGAUGACAGUUCUCCCCAGGAACCUUGCUACCUGCUGAGAAACAUGAUCAGCAAGUCCCGCUGGAAGCUCCUGGCCAUGUUGGCUCUGGUCCUGGUUGUCAUGGUGUGGUAUUCCAUCUCCCGAGAAGACAAGUACAUUGAGCUUUUUUAUUUUCCCAUCCCAGAGAAGAAGGAGCCGUGCUUCCAGGGUGAGGCAGAAAGGAAGGCCUCUAAGAUCUUUGGCAACCACUCCCGAGAUCAGCCCAUCUUCCUGCAGCUUAAAGAUUAUUUCUGGGUCAAGACGCCUUCUGCCUAUGAGCUGCCCUAUGGGACCAAGGGAAGUGAGGACCUGCUCCUCCGGGUGCUAGCCAUCACCAGCUACUCCAUACCUGAGAGCAUCCAGAGUCUCAAGUGCCGCCGCUGUGUUGUGGUGGGCAAUGGGCAUCGACUACGGAACAGCUCCCUGGGAGAUGCCAUCAACAAGUAUGAUGUGGUCAUCAGAUUGAACAACGCCCCAGUGGCUGGCUACGAGGGAGAUGUGGGCUCCAAGACCACCAUGCGUCUCUUUUACCCUGAAUCUGCCCACUUCGACCCCAAAGUGGAGAACAACCCAGACACACUCCUGGUUCUAGUAGCUUUCAAGGCGAUGGAUUUCCACUGGAUUGAGACCAUCCUGAGUGAUAAGAAGCGGGUGCGAAAAGGUUUCUGGAAACAGCCCCCCCUCAUCUGGGACGUCAACCCCAAACAGAUUCGGAUUCUCAAUCCCUUCUUCAUGGAGAUUGCAGCUGACAAACUGUUGAGCCUGCCAAUGCAACAGCCGCGAAAGAUUAAACAGAAACCAACCACAGGUCUGUUGGCCAUCACCCUGGCCCUUCACCUCUGCGACUCAGUGCACAUUGCAGGCUUUGGCUACCCAGAUGCCUACAAUAAGAAGCAGACCAUUCACUACUAUGAGCAGAUCACACUCAAGUCCAUGGCGGGGUCAGGCCACAACGUGUCCCAAGAGGCCCUGGCCAUCAAGCGGAUGCUGGAGAUUGGAGCUGUGAAGAACCUCACGUACUUCUGACUUAGGCCAGAGCUGUAACCCUUGAGGGUUGCCUACUCCACUGCCUGAGGGACCCCUGUCCAUGGUUGCAGGGAUGCCUGGUGCCAGUACAACCCCUUUGAACUCACUCUCUCCUGUUUGGGGAGGGGGGUCUUGGAACUGGCCCAAUCUGAGAUGAGGCCAUGCCCCUGGCUACCUGAGGGGUCCCAGAUCCAGUCAUGGUAUAGGCAUUGGGGACCACGGGGACCCGGCCAAGCCAGGGUACUUGUUGCUGAGUACCCCCCCUGCUAGCACCAAGAGAUUAUUUAAUGGGCUAUUUAAUUAAGGGGUAGGAAAGUGCUGUGGGCUGGUCCCAUGGCAUCCAGAAAAGGGGCACAGUACAGUGUUCUGCCCACUUUUUAUAAAAACUUACUUGUGAUGGGCCCACCAAAGCCUAGACCCAGAGCUGGCCUCCCAGGAGGGCGAGUCACCAGGAGUGGUUGGGUGUCCUCCAGAGAGGAGCUGUUACUUCCCAGCCGGACUGGGAAGAGCAUGGGUGAAGGGGUUCUACCAAGAAGAGGACCUCAGAAAAAGAGGUUUCAAACCUACCAUUAAAAUAUUUUUUCCUAAAACGGAAGCA
This is a messenger RNA of Urocitellus parryii (Arctic ground squirrel), 1863 nucleotides long. It is a transcript of the gene St3gal4, whose product is annotated as ST3 beta-galactoside alpha-2,3-sialyltransferase 4. NCBI's taxonomy places the organism in Eukaryota, Metazoa, Chordata, Mammalia, Rodentia, Sciuridae. The record is from RefSeq and is a predicted model, not a curated record. Gene Ontology annotation, molecular function: beta-galactoside (CMP) alpha-2,3-sialyltransferase activity; beta-D-galactosyl-(1->3)-N-acetyl-beta-D-galactosaminide alpha-2,3- sialyltransferase activity. Gene Ontology annotation, biological process: glycolipid biosynthetic process.